UAACAAACAAAUUGGUCUUAGAAUAUCUUAGAAUAUCUUUUAAGUAAAUUUCAAAGAACGAUCUAAGAUACUACAUAUGAAAUUGUCUUAUUUUUGUAUUUUCGAGGUUUUGAAAAUCCAAGAAUUGAAGGCGAAGUUAUACUCAACAACUACUUUUUAAGUCUGCAUUGGAGAAUCACGCAAACCUGAGAUGAUAGAGAAGAUUUGUAGCUCAGAGAACAAAGUCCUAUCAAAAUUACGCAAACCUAUACGUAUAAUUUAUUGGUUUGUUCUCAAACUGAAGAUAAUGAUAUUUGGCGUCCUUGUGACUGAAUAAAGCACAAGUUAUUUUCUAGGUAAUGUCAUUUAAGUCCAUAUAAAUAGGAAAGCAGUCCUGCCUAUCAUUUCCCUGUGUCAGAUUAAUAACGACCCUGAAUUCGACCAGUUAUCGAUGUGACCUUGAAAUUUCCGAAUCAAUUGAAUCUCAAUUUACAACCAAUCAUAUACUGCGUAGUUUCCGUCCAUGUUUUUUUUAUAUAAAGCUAUAUAAAUUGGCCUCGUUUGUGAAUCCAAUCGACUAAAUACUACGAAUUAAUACGAUUUAAUAAUGCCGUUAACAUCACGUUCACCUUACGACAGUAAAACACUACUUGCUAAAUAUUAUGGUUUGCCUCAACCUGAUGACAAAAUUCAAGUUAUGUACGUAUGGAUAGACGGAAGUGGAGAAAAUUUACGCUGCAAAACAAUGACUAUGCAAGAAGAACCAAAAGUUCCAGAAGGUACGUUAACAUUUUCAAAGGUUCAUACUCCUUAUUUUGUGAAUGAAUCUUUGAAGAGAAAACUUUGUUGAAGUAAAUUAUGUAAUUGGCUGUUUAUUAACUUCAUUAAAUUUCGUAUUGGAAAUGUAACUAAAGAUCAAAAAUAUCUGUUUUAUAACUGUAAUGUUGUAUAAGUAAAUAUAAUUUUUUUCUCUAAUCCAUAUGAAUUGCUAAAAAGCAACAUUCAUCGACAAUUUAGGUUUAUUUCAUUAUGGAUUAUAAACAAAUACAAUGUAUUUUAACUUUAGACCUCAGUGACGGUUUUUCCUUUCCAUAUAUUUAUAGUUAUAUAUUUAACAGUACACUGGACUGUCCAAUGUGGAAUUUUGAUGGAAGUAGUACUGGUCAAGCUGAAGGUUCCAAUUCUGAUGUUUAUUUAAAACCGUGUGCAAUGUUCCGUGAUCCAUUUCGUGGUGGUAAAAAUAAAUUAGUCUUAUGUGAAACUUAUAAUUAUGAUAAGAAACCACAUGUUUCAAAUCAUCGUUAUCUCUGUAAUCUUGUCAUGGAGAAAGCGAAAUCUCACCAACCAUGGUUCGGUAUUGAACAAGAAUAUGCUCUAUUAGAUAUCGAUGGUUAUCCAUUACAAUGGCCUAAAAAUGGUUUUCCUCCACCUCAAGGACCUUACUAUUGUUCUGUUGGAGCGGGUAAAGCACUUGGUCGUGAUAUACCAGAAGCUUUAUACAGAGCAUGCAUGUAUGCAGGAGUUAAAAUUUGUGGUAGCAAUGCAGAAGUUAUGCCAUCACAAUGGGAAUUCCAAGUUGGGCCAUGUGAAGGUGUUUCUGCUGGGGAUCAUUUAUGGAUGGCUAGAUUUAUAUUACAUCGUGUAGCUGAAGACUUUGGAGUGAUUGUUUCACUAGACCCGAAACCAAUGCCUGGGAACUGGAAUGGUUCAGGAGCGCAUACGAAUUAUUCAACUCUGGCUAUGAGGGAUCCAAAAUCAGGUUUACAAGCAAUAGAACAUGCUAUUGAAAAACUAUCGCAUAAACACAUGGAACAUAUUCAAUGCUAUGAUCCUAAACGUGGUCUAGACAAUCAAAGACGUUUGACUGGUAGUCAUGAAACAAGCAGUAUUAAUGAUUUUUCAUCUGGUGUUGCAAAUAGAGGCAGUAGUAUACGUAUUCCAAGACAAGUUGCUGAAAAUGGUUGUGGUUAUUUGGAAGAUAGACGUCCAUCAUCCAAUUGUGAUCCAUACAUGGUCACCAGAAUGUUAGUAGAAACAACAUGUCUUUAAUUAUUUAUUACCAUUAUUUACAAAAUAAUGAAAAACCAAUUACACAACAAAGAAAUUAAUUUUUUGGGGGGGAACAUAAUGUUACUAAAUAAUCUCAAAUAUUUCCAUACAAGUCUAACUUGAUCACUUCAUUUUGUUAGUGGUUACAAUAAAUUUAAAAACUGUAUUUCUAUAAUUUUGAUAACUGUUUUCAUCAUCAUUAACUUUUCUCCGCUGUUCACGAAGUUAUCAUUAUCAUCAUCAUCAUGAAAAGUGUAUGCGAGAGCAGCAGUGUUGUUAUUAUUGAUUUUUCAAUGGUCGAACAAUUUUUAUUUUGUAGCAUUUUUUAUCAUACAAAUUUAUAGUUUACUUAGUAAACUAAUUAUUGUCCCAGUUACAGUUUAAUCAUUGAACCAUUCGCAAUAAAGACAUUAAGAGAUCAGUCCACAUUAAGAGAUGUUGAAUAUUGAUUAAAGAGUUUUUUUUAAACAAAUAAACAUAUACACCAUCUUUUCUGUUUGUAGUUUUAUAUUAUUUAUCAUUUAAAUUCAUCGUUUGUGAUUUAUAUAACAAAAAUUGUUUUUUUUUUAUUUUAAAAAGUUAUGAAUAAAAACGUUAAGAAACGAACCAUGAAAUUUAAUCGUUUCUUGAUCUCUUUUGAUUUCGAUUUUAUAACAAACUUUAAUUUUGAAUAUGAUAUCCAUUGGAACCUGAUGUCAUUUGAAGAAUCAUUGAAAACAAGGGAAUACUGGACAGUUAUUCUAUUCUGAUUUUUAGCAUUUCAUCAGCUUACACUAAUUAAAAAUAAAUAUUAGUAGUAGCAGUGGUAACAGUAAUUGUGGU
Molecule: messenger RNA, 2850 nt
Organism: Schistosoma rodhaini
Lineage: Eukaryota; Metazoa; Platyhelminthes; Trematoda; Strigeidida; Schistosomatidae
Source: the annotation of a GenBank genome assembly